Cornus florida is the source of this 1361-nucleotide messenger RNA. Its product is annotated as peroxidase 17. The record is from RefSeq and is a predicted model, not a curated record. Gene Ontology annotation, molecular function: heme binding; peroxidase activity. Gene Ontology annotation, biological process: hydrogen peroxide catabolic process; response to oxidative stress. Bases 43 to 1218 code for a protein of 391 amino acids. The transcript has 3 exons. Lineage: Eukaryota; Viridiplantae; Streptophyta; Magnoliopsida; Cornales; Cornaceae.
UCUCCCAAUGUAAUAACAAAACCCUGUCAUCUGCUGACAACCAUGCAAAGGGAAUUUGUUUCUAUUCCCACAACCAUUUUUUCCCCCAACCCAUACAUGAUACGUGCACUUGAAAGAGAAGUUCAAGAACCCAUUCACAACACACCUAGUUGGACCAUUUUCAAUUCCACCCAAAACCAGUGCCCAAAAAUGUCCCCUGCCCUCCUCCUCCUCCUCCUCCUCCUUGCCUCCACCAUCUCCGCCGCCACCGCGGCAGCACAACUCUGCCCUGGUUUCUACACCGAGACGUGCCCGGAAGCCGAGCUGAUUGUCAGGGGCGUGAUGAAGAAAGCCAUGGCCAGGGAACCCAGAGAUGGAGCCUCCGUUAUGCGCUUGCAAUUCCAUGAUUGCUUUGUUAAUGGUUGUGAUGCUUCUCUGCUGCUUGAUGAUACACCAAACAUGCUUGGUGAAAAACUUUCCUUGUCUAAUAUAAAUUCACUAAGAUCUUAUGAAGUUAUCGAUGAAGUCAAGAAAGAGUUAGAGAAGGCCUGCCCUGGAAUUGUUUCUUGUGCCGAUAUCAUAAUCAUGGCCUCUAGAGAUGCUGUUGCUUUGAGUGGAGGACCUGAUUGGGAAGUGAAAUUGGGAAGGAAAGACAGCUUAACAGCCAGCCAAGAAGACUCAGACAACAUCAUGCCAAGCCCAAGAGCAAAUGCAAGCACCCUCAUUGAUCUCUUUGGCAGAUUCAAUCUCUCAAUCAAAGACCUUGUGGCCCUUUCUGGUUCACACUCCAUUGGCAAAGCUAGGUGCUUUUCCAUAAUCUUUCGGCUCUAUAAUCAAUCCGGUUCUGGCCAGCCUGACCCAACCAUUGAGCCAAGGUUCCGAGAAAAGCUGGACAAGCUGUGUCCAAUUGGUGGGGAUGAGAAUGUGACGGGAGAUUUGGAUGCAACGCCUGAAAUUUUUGAUAACCAGUACUUCAAGGACUUGGUCCAUGGCAGAGGAUUUCUCAAUUCGGACGAAACCCUAUUCACAAACGCGCGAACUAGAGGAUUUGUGAAGCUGUUUAGUGUUGAUGAAGGUGAAUUCUUUGAUGCCUUCAUUGAAGGGAUGGUUAAGAUGGGUGACUUGCAAUCAGGGAGGCCAGGGGAGAUCAGAAGGAAUUGCAGGGUGGUGAAUAGGUCUCCUAUGGAAAAGAUUGAAGGCUGGAAGGGAAAGGAAAGUUACAUAAUUAGAGCCAUUUGAUGGAAUAGGAAGGAAGAAGGAAAGUUGAGACGGAAUUGUUCAAAUGUCUUCAUGGUGGACAAAUGUUACAUGAACUUGGAUUAUUAGUAUUGAGAUUAUUACAAUCAAUCUUGAGAAUAAUAUCAAAAAUUUUAUUUCAAAUU